AUGCCUUUACCUCCUUUACCACUUUCUAUGGUUCAUCAACAACCAAAUAUUCCUUCUUCUCAUUCUCAUUCUCAUUCUCAUCCUUCUCAUUCUCAUUCUCAUCCUUCUCAUUCUCAUUCUUCUCAUUCUCAUACUUCUUCAUCUUCUUUAUCUUCUCCUCCAUCUUCAUCUUCAUCAUCUUCAAUGCUUCCACGCAAAAAACGCAAGUUUCUUUGGCGUAAAGAUUCGGUUGAUGAAAUACUCGAUUGGAUGGGUGCAAAUUGUUUACCAGCUAUUCGGUCAGUUACAAAGGAAAUAGCAGAAGCUAUUAAGGAAACUUUUUUCGCAAAGGAAGAUCAAGUCACAGUAGUUGUUAUUCAAACCAAAUUUCAAAACCUUCGCAAACAAUAUAAAGCAGCAGGUGAAAUUCUUAAUGGUCAAAGACCUAUUCCAAACCAUAAUCAUAAUCAAAUUAAUAAUAAUAAUAACAAUAAUAAUAACUCUCAAGAUGACCAACAAGAUCAAAAUACUUUAACCUCUCCUAAAUCUCAACAAGAUUCUCGAAAAGAAGCUGCUUUAAAAGAAUGUCCUUAUUACUUUAAAAUGCAUACUCUUAACCAACGCUAUGAGUCCCAACUUAAAGCUCAAGAUGCUCAUCUUUAUCAGUCCUCUGCACAUCUCCAUCUAUCCCAUGUUAAGCGUAUGGCCAAAGAAGAAGCUGCUUCUCAUCAACAGCAGCAGCAACAGCAACAGCAACAAAAUCAAAAUCAAAAUCAAAAUCAAUACUAUCAACUACCACCUCCAGCUGGUCUUUCCAACUCUAACACUACUUCCACUACUGCCACUACUGCCACUACCAUUUCAUCCUCAUCUUCAUCUUCAACCUCAACCCCAGUCCAGCAACAAAAGCAGCAGCCACAAUCACAGCAACAGCAACAGCAACCAACUACACCUUACAAUUCCAUCCCAGCCUCAGCCACAACUCUCCUCACUGCUGCUCAAACACUUUUACCUCCAUGUCGUCCUCCCAAACGUCCCUACGACGAUUACCAUCCAUCUUCAUGUUUAUCUGCUCCUCCAACACCUUCUGGCACUCCAGCAAGUAUGAGCCAACAACAACAACAACAACAACCUUUACUACCCUCGGUGCACUCGUUUGAUGCACUUAGAAAACAUACUCAACCACCAGCUCAAAAACAUGUUUUACCUCCACUGUCAUCUGGUCCUUCUCCUAAAACUUCUUCUUCUUCUAAUAAUGUUCUCUCACCUCCUCAACAGUCCCGACCUGACCCCGCGUCAACUCCAGUGUCGCCUGCACCAGUCCAGGACCAAUCUGUUCCAUCCAGCCAAUCAUCCUUGUCAUCAUCUUUAUCUUCAUCUUUAUCUUCAUCAUCAUCAUUUUCUUCUUCUUCUUCUUCUUCUUCUUCAUCAUCAAGACCCCAGUCACGUCAAGGAUCACAACAUACUUCUCCUACAUUAAAAGCAUCUGCUCUUGGUGCAGUGUCAGACCCCCCACUAUCAUCUGUACGAGAGACAUCUUACCGAUCAGCCGCCGUGACCUCCAAAGAUCCAGCCGCGGUAGUUUUACCGCCGCUUUAUUCACGAUCCAAUGGACCCUUAGCUCCGUUGAAUUAUCCAACUCAUCCAAGUUCUAUUACACCCAGUUCUGUAGUAGCACACAACCAUCAUCAUCAGCAGCAGCAGCAGCAGCAGCAGCAACAACAACAACUUCAUCAUCAUCAUCAGCAACAGCAACAACUUCAUCAUCAUCAUCAGCAACAGCAACAGCAACAUUAUCAUCAACAACAACAACAGUACCUAUCAAAUAGUUUACCUCCACCUCCUUCUUCGUUAAGCCCCUUGGAAGUAGAAUAUCUUUGGAAUACGGUGCAUUUAUUGCGCAAUGAGGUGCGUGAGUUAAGAGAACGCGUUGACAAGGGUCAGAGUUUUGCCGCGGCUGCUGCUGCAGGCGUGUCUACGAUAGCGGAUGCUGCAGCCGCCGUGAUGGGUGGAGGAGGAGGAGGAGGAGGAGAGAGAGAGAGGGGUGAGUGUUAG
Messenger RNA from Magnusiomyces paraingens, 2034 nucleotides. RefSeq lists its product as uncharacterized. Bases 1 to 2034 code for a protein of 677 amino acids. The record is from RefSeq and is a predicted model, not a curated record. NCBI's taxonomy places the organism in Eukaryota, Fungi, Ascomycota, Dipodascomycetes, Dipodascales, Dipodascaceae. The transcript has a single exon.